UUAUUGAACACCGAAGCAACGCCACCGUGAAGGCUUCUCUCCCUCUCUCUCAUCUCUCUUUUAUCUGUAAUUCAAUCAAGCUCGAUUCUCGCAAAAUUUCUCGGCCAAAAAUCAUUUCCUUUUUCGUUACCGGAUAAUUGGCUCCAAUUUUUACUCUCAGCUGCGUUCGCUCCUCGAUUGAUUUUGCUCAACUCUCUCUUUCAGCGCUGAUGGCUAAGAGCUACUUCAAGCAAGAGCAUGAUCUUGAGAAAAGAAAAGCAGAGGCCGCAAGGAUUAGAGAGAAAUAUCCUGAUAGAAUCCCAGUUAUAGUGGAGAAGGCAGAGAGAAGUGACAUCCCUAGCAUUGAUAAGAAGAAGUACCUAGUUCCAGCAGACCUUACCGUCGGACAGUUUGUUUAUGUCAUCCGUAAAAGGAUUAAACUCAGCCCAGAGAAAGCGAUCUUUAUCUUCGUCGACAAUGUCCUCCCUCCUACAGGAGCAAUCAUGUCUGCAAUAUAUGAAGAGAAGAAGGAUGAAGAUGGAUUCCUGUAUGUUACUUACAGUGGAGAGAACACGUUCGGGUUCGGGUGGUAGCGGGCUUGUGUGACAGACUUGAUUGUCGUCGUCAUCUCCUUCUCUAUUCUUCUGGUCUCUUUGCCUCUUGCUAUUGCUGCUUGUUCUUCUAGUCCAUGGAUUCUAGCAAGUGAUAUCCUGUACAGCUUUACAUAAUGAAUAAAAAUUGUGAAAACAUCUCCACACCCAAAAGUUCCUGCUUCA
This is a messenger RNA of Cucurbita pepo subsp. pepo (vegetable marrow), 755 nucleotides long. RefSeq names its product Ubiquitin-like superfamily protein (gene ATG8F). NCBI's taxonomy places the organism in Eukaryota, Viridiplantae, Streptophyta, Magnoliopsida, Cucurbitales, Cucurbitaceae. The record is from RefSeq and is a predicted model, not a curated record.